AUGGCAUCCCCAUCCAAGCGUCUCGAAACGGCCAAAAAAUUCAUCGCCAACUUCAGCACGCUUUCCACAGAAACGCUGGAAGCCAUCCUGGCAGAGAACUUCGUCUAUCAGUUCGCGCCAGCGUCAAUGAAUCCACCCGGCCCAUUCGACAAAAAGGGCUUAAUCCAACACAUUUCCGGCAUCCAUGCCAUCCUGAGCGGUAUCCCAGUAACAGCCAAAGAUGUGGGCGACAAGCCAGGCGAUAUUCCGCGAGGAGUUGAAGGUUGA
Molecule: messenger RNA, 267 nt
Organism: Histoplasma mississippiense
Lineage: Eukaryota; Fungi; Ascomycota; Eurotiomycetes; Onygenales; Ajellomycetaceae
Exons: 2
Coding region: 1-267 (88 amino acids)
Source: RefSeq, a predicted model, not a curated record